GAUGGCUUUCUGAAAUUGAUGGUAUCUGUGCACUUGUACGCUAAACAUCCAGCAGACCAUGAAGGUAUCUUAACAAACUUACGCAAGAGGAUGGUGUCAAAUUCCAACCUUUGUGGGCGUGCUGUGGAGAGGGGAAUUGGGAACAUUGUGGUGGCUCAUCAGUUUGAUCCAGGUGAAUUGGCUGUGUCAGGGGUGGCGCUUCCAGUGGCUACUGCCCAGCAUCAGGCAUCAGGCUCAGAUGACAGAAAUGGAGCAGAUGACUCAGUGAAUGGCCAUGCCAGCAGCGAGAGCUCAUUAAAUUCGAAUGAUAAUAAUGCAGAGAACACCAGUGAUGACGAAGAUGUCACGUCUGAUAAGGAAGUGUGCGAAUGUGUUAUGCCUGAUGGAACAAUAGGAAGGAGGCUUUAUUCCAAGACACUGGCAGAUGUUGUCGAAGCACUUGCUGGCGUCUAUUACACAGAAGUUGGGAGUGAGGGUGCACUGAAGCUUCUGUCUUGGUUCGGUAUCCAUCUUGAUGGUAGUCACAAGAUAUUGCAACACACGGGUUCGAUCCCUGGCGAGGUGAUUGCAAAUGAUGUGGAUCAGGUUAUGGAAGACGUGACAAAAUGUGCGAAUGGACCUCCUGAAGCUGUUUCAGCAGUGCCUGGUGAACAUGUUCGACUGCAAAUAGGUGAUAUGGAUCCAGUGGAAAGCAGUGCUGGAAACAUGAGGAAGGUUGAAGAAAUUGUGUGCUACCGAUUCAAGCACCCCAAACUCCUCUUGCAAGCCUUCAUGCAUACGUCGUAUGCAGAUGUUGUUGCCUGGCCAUGUUACCAGAGGUUGGAAUUUCUGGGAGACGCAUUAAUUGAUUGGAUAACAACAGUGAGAAUUCUGACAAAAAACACGGAUCUUGAACCUGGGCAGCUUUCUGUGAUGCGUGCCAUGGCGGUCUGCAAUGAAACACUAGCACGUGUUGCUGUGAGGUUCUCUCUUCAGCAACAUCUUCGGCAUGCAUCAUCAGACCUGAUGAACCACAUAACGAGUUUUGCCGAGGCUGUCAGGAAAGAAGAAAAGAAGACGCCAGCAAGAACAUUGGGGAAGGGCAACCUCAAAGCAUAUGGUUUAAUAACAGAAUUUGCACCAAAGACCCGUAGUGGGAAAGACACUAGCCCCUACACUCUUGAGCAGCUAGAGAAGAUGGCCGCCCUAGUGAAAGAAAACAGAGAGAGGAAGGAGCUCGAGAAGCAGGCGAAGCUAAAGGCUAUCGCCGAGGAGCAGGCGACGAAGAUGAAGAGAUUGGAGGAGGAGAUGAAGAGAGUUCAACAGGAAGAAGAAGAGAGGAGAAAGGCUGCUGAAGAAGAAGCGGCAGCAGAAGAAGAAAAAGAGAGAAUGCGGAUUGAGAGUAGAGAGGGGAGUAGUGGCACGAAGAGGGAUACAGAUGCAGAGAUGGAGAAGAAAAUAAGUGAGUGGGUCGCUAAUUUAUCGUUGGGAGAAGACGAGGAGGCGGAGUCGUAUGUGACUCAGGAUGAGAGGGAUGCGCUAGCCAGUGAGCUAGCAGCAAUGACAGAUCCUAUGGAACGGCGAGAAAGGGAGGAGGAGGAGAAGUUGGCGUGGAAGUUAAGAAUGAAGAGGGAGAAGAAGAGGAGGAGAGAGGAAGUGAACAAACUGACUGCAGAGGUGGCAAAGGUACAGGAGUGUAGGAAAGAAGUGGAGGCCCAGGCAGAUGACAAGGCCAAGUGGGAUAAGGCCGGCAUCACCUAUGAUGCAUUGAGUAGGGAAGUGGUCCUGUAUGAGUCAAAGUCCAUGCCAGUUACCACCUUCUGGCACAAGGACUUGGAUCAGGGAAAAAGGUGGAAAGGUCGUACCAUCUCAGGUCAGGUGAGGGCCAAGGAUCACAUGAUCCUUACCUUAGAGGAAGGUGGUACUGAUGAGGUCCCAUACAGUCAAACUGAGUGGGGCCUGGAGGAAGAGGACAGCAGUGUGGGUCAGGGGAGGUCUUAUGCUGCUGUCGCGGCUGGAGGGAGGCCGCAAGGUAGAGGAGGAGGCCAGGGCCAAAGGGGCCAGGCCAUGGGAGGCCGUGGAUCGGGCGCACAGGGGGUUGGCGGACAAGGAAACCGCCAAGCGGGAGGCAGGGGUCAAGGUCCCCCGUCAAAUCGCCAGGGUUCCAAUUGGUCCCCACAUCGAAGAGGUGGAAGGGCACCUCCAGGAGGAUGGCACCUAGGCUUGCCACAUGGCAGGCCCUGGGAGGAUUUGGGCUUGGACCAGCGCGUAUGGCAAGAACGCGUGAACUUGGAUAACACCUUGGCACAUUGCUGUCUCAGUGCUCCCGCGUUCGCGCGAUUAGUGGAGAAAGGGCGAUUAGAGGAACAGGUCUUUGUAGUGUAUGUGAGGCCUGUCAUUGAGGCUAAGGAAAACGAUAGUUCCACAGAUCCAACGAUUGCCAAGUUGCUGGAAGAGUUCCAAGAUUUGACUGAGUCGCCGACAGGAGUAGUGCCGCGACCCAUCCAACACAGGAUAGAGAUAGAGCCUGGCAGUAGAACUCCUAAGGGAGCAGUCUACAAGAUGUCCCCUAAAGAGUUAGAGGAGCUUCGCAAGCAGUUAGACGAGCUCCUCGAGAAAGGUUGGAUCAGACCCAGUUCAUCUCCUUUUGGAGCCCCAGUUCUGUUUGUCCCCAAGAAGGAAGGAGAACUUCGUAUGUGUAUAGACUAUAGGGGUUUAAAUGCGAUUACUGUGAAGACUGAGCCGCUGCCCAGGAUAGACGAUCUCUUAGAUCGGGUGCAGGGUUGUAAGUAUUUCUCCAAGAUAGACUUGAAGUCUGGAUACCAUCAGAUGGAAGUCCAUCCUAAUGACCAGUGCAAGGUUGCGUUCCGGACUAGAUAUGGGCACUACGAGUUUAUAGUGAUGCCCUUUGGACUAACCAACGCGCCAGCCACCUUUCAGUGUUGUAUGAAUGACCUGUUUAGGCCAUGGUUAGACAAGUUUGUGGUAGUCUACUUAGAUGAUAUCUUAGUUUUUAGCAAGACCCUCCAGGAGCAGCAGGGUCAUCUGAGGCAGGUCUUGGAGAAGCUGAGAGAGGCUAACUUCAAGAUCAAUCCAAAGAAGUGUGAGUGGGCCAAGACAGAAGUCCUAUACUUGGGCCACGUAUUAGACGGAGAUGGCAUUAAGCCAGAGGACAGCAAGAUAGCGGCGAUUAGACACUGGUCGACGCCCCGCACAUCGACAGAGUUGCGGUCGUUCCUAGGCCUAGCUAACUACUAUAGAAAGUUCGUCAGGAACUUCUUUACCAUCGCCGCUCCCCUGCGCAGGUUGCUUAAGAAAGAGGCAAUCUGGCAAUGGGACAAAGAAUGUACAUUUGCGCUAAAGAGACUGAAGUGCACAUUGAUAGAGUACCCUGUCCUCAAAGUAGCUGAUCCGUCUUUGCCUUUUGUCGUCACCACGCACGCGAGUCAGUAUGGUAUAGGCGUCGUGUUGCAGCAAGACGACGGCAAUGGCUAUAGACCGGUAGAGUUCAUGUUAGCGAGGAUGCCCUUAGAGAAUGCUGCUACCUCGACAUACGAGAGAGAACUCUACGCUCUCAGGCAGGCUCUAGAGCACUGGAAGCAUUACGUGCUUGGGAGGCACUUCAAAGUGUAUUCUGAUCACGAGACCCUUAGAUGGUUAAAGACUCGGGCCAAGAUGACACCUAAGUUGACUAGGUGGGCCGCCGAGAUAGACCAAUAUGACUUUGAGCUUAAGCCAGUGAAGGGCAAGUACAACGUAGUUGCGGACGCUUUGAGUAGGAGAUCAGACUACUUUAAAGCCAUAGUCCUUGGAGAUAUUGUGGAAUCCCUGAUCGGGGCCAUUUUUGUUGACAGUGAAUUUGAUCUCCGGCCAGUAGAGAAGGUUUGUAAAGAAUUUCUUCCAGAGGUGACCCCAGAAACGGUGGGUUUGCAUCCUGUGACACAGUUCUUUGAGCUUUGUCAAGCACAUGCUAAGCACGGAGAACUCGUCUCGGAGCCAUUGCCUGGCGGGCGCUGCAAGGUGAAGGUGCUUGUUGAUGGGGAGAACCUCGGGGAGGUAGAUAACAGUCAGAAGAAGCUGGCUAGAAAGCUUGCAGCAGCUCUGGUACGACAACGAGUUAGAAUUGCGGCUGACAAUCUCGUGCUGAUACCUCAAUCUGCAGAGUCUGUGCAGGAUCCUCUUCUGUACGGACACACGGACGAUGAAGCUGGAGCGCUAUCGCCGGCAGGUGAGUCCUCAGCUAGUGAUGCAGAAAAACCACAUCUGCAAGCACUCCUGGAUAACGCCAUCAAGAAGGAACAGGAGGCAGAGAAGGAGAGGAAAGAGUCAUUAUUGAAGAGUCAAGUGGCCAUCUUGGAAAAUGUUCCCUCACUGACGGAAGUGCGGUGUGGGGAACAACUGCAAACUAUACUCACCGCCCUUGUUCAAGUUCGGAAUAUUGAAGAUCAUAACACUCAGAUCGCUGACGUUUUCGCAAAAUUGCGAAAACUUCAGGACGACCUGGCUGAUAUGACCCUCAAGUACCAAGAGUUGACACAAGAGGUGGUUGGGCUGCGACAUGCCCAAGUGGCCAAUCCUCUCCCUCUACCCCCUGGGUCCAAGGCUGCGAUCGGGACUACUUCUGCCUCUCUCACCGUAUCUUCUUCCUUGAAUGUGUUGGCAACCCCCUUGCGACCUGCAACAGGUGCAAAUUCCGCUGUUGUCGUGGCCAGCGAUGAGGCCGGGAAUUCUGCAACUGCUGCAGCCCCGAGGUUGGAAUCAGUAGGUGCUGGUCCCAGCUACGUCGGUCCCUAUGUGGACCGAAAGGCGGUACAAAUGCCAUCUAAGUACGACGGCAAGGAAGACAUCGAGUCCUGGAUCGGCUCCAUGAGGGCCUACUUUGAGAUUCUGGGAACUCAACCUGAGACCCAGGCAUUGAUCAUGGGAAUGAACAUCGAGUCGGUCGUACGGGGCUUCCUAGAAGUCCAAGCGACACGGGCUGGGUUCCAAAAGACUGCUCUAGCCAAAUGGCUUAGGACCACCCCGGUUGCCUCCCUCGAGGAUCUCCUUAUUUCACAAUAUUAUGAUCCACAUGCUACGGCUAGGGCAAGAAUCCAACUUGACAAAGUCAAGCGCAGCAAGUGGACAAGCUCGAUGAAAAGCCUGCAAACCUAUCUUAGCAAGAUGUUCGCUAGUCCUGGUUUGGAAUUGACUGCUCAGUCUUGCUUAGACGUGGUUAAGGGUGCGGUUCCAAUUAACUUCACUAAUGGCCUGGGCAGGGACUACAUUGCAUACAUUGACUGGCUCACCUUAAUGAAGGACAUAGUUAGUUUGGAGGCUGUAGACCUCGUUAGCACGACAAGCAGCGAAAAGCCCAUGGGCGGCAGACGGUUCAAGGGCAGCAGCCGUUUUGCUGUGCAUGACCUGCUGGAGGCCGAAGAAGAAGUCGAUGCGGAUGACCCCACUCUUGGUGAUGACCAAGAACAGGACUCUGAUACAGCAUGUUCUUCAGCCCAUGAGUCCGAUGCAAAUAAAGAAGAAGAACAAUUUUCUGCCUUUAAACAGACUGGCAGCACCAAGGGACCGAAUCGAAGUGUCGGGAAGAAUUAUGUCCAACUUCCCAAAGGAGUCAAGAUCCCGCCUAAACCGGAGGAUGCGUCUAACAAACCUUGGUCCCAAUGCGAAUGGACCAAGUGGAAGGAGUCACUCUUCAUGGUCAAAGAUGCUCAGGGGAACGAGCUUCUUGUCCUCUUGGAUGAGAAGCGCGAAUCCCUAGUGACUUUUCUAAAUGCGUUGAAGUUCUGCAAGAAAUGGCGCCAACAGAAGGAGGACGAGCAGUCGUAUGUUGCUUUUGUUCGUCCUGCCCAUGUGCCUUCUACUUUUACGAUCCGUAAUCCGCUCUCCUACUUAUUCCCUGAGCAGCCAGCUGGCUUAACACCCGACAGACCCGGCUUCAGGGCUAAGUAUGAUCGCUUGCUCAAAGUUGCUAUUGCAGCUAUGGCCAAGUGACAGCAUGCCAUGAUCCACCAUGUGAACAAAAAGCGCCGACCGUC
Messenger RNA from Chara braunii, 6011 nucleotides. NCBI's taxonomy places the organism in Eukaryota, Viridiplantae, Streptophyta, Charophyceae, Charales, Characeae. The record is from the annotation of a GenBank genome assembly.